UUUCUUCUGUUGUGGUGCACUUUGUGUUCUGAGUUCGCGUCUCCAAGGUCGAGCGUUGCACUCAUUUGUAACAAUGGCGGGCAUGAGGGACGAGUAUGGAAACCAGAUGAGGAGACCGGACGAGUACGGAAACCAGAUGAGGAGACCGGACGAGUACGGGAACCAGAUGGGGAGGGUGGACGAGCAUGGGAACCAGAUGAGGAGGGUGGACGAGUACGGCAAUCCUAUUCGGCAACAGCCUCACGUUGGUGUCGGGAAUACGGGGCACGGCGGUGGCAUGGGCAUGGGCGGCAGGGGCUCUGCUGACGACGAUAUGGCCACGGGCGGCGGAAUGCGCCGGUCCGGGGCCUCUGGCUACGAUAUGGACUCGGGAGGCGGAAUGGGCCGGUCCGGGGCCUCUAGCUACGAGAUGGUGGGUCAUGGGCGGCAGGGGCCCUGCUGA
Musa acuminata subsp. malaccensis (wild Malaysian banana) is the source of this 442-nucleotide messenger RNA. NCBI's taxonomy places the organism in Eukaryota, Viridiplantae, Streptophyta, Magnoliopsida, Zingiberales, Musaceae. The record is from RefSeq and is a predicted model, not a curated record.